Messenger RNA from Poeciliopsis prolifica (blackstripe livebearer), 874 nucleotides. RefSeq lists its product as uncharacterized. NCBI's taxonomy places the organism in Eukaryota, Metazoa, Chordata, Actinopteri, Cyprinodontiformes, Poeciliidae. The record is from RefSeq and is a predicted model, not a curated record. The transcript is spliced from 5 exons. Bases 23 to 700 code for a protein of 225 amino acids.
CGCCUGUUCCUCAUAUGUCAUCAUGUUCAGCGUGAAGCAAGCUGCUCUGCUCUUCAUUCGGCUGUUACAGACAACCUAUGUAUUUGCAGCGCCGGCUACAGCAGACCACUAUGAUGUGUCGGUGUCCAGAGGAGACCCAGUCGUGCUCACUUGCGAAAUAUUUAAUGAAAAUACAACAGUUCUCAAAUGGACCAAAGACAGAUGGUAUUUUAUACACUCCAUCUCCAAUAAUCAAACUUUUUCUAAUUUCUCCUCUCACAGACUGAGAAUAGACACAAACAAACCUUCUACACUCAGUAUUGAUAAUACUCACCAUGAUGAUGCAGGAUUUUAUUCUUGUCAUAUAUCUGGGAAAAAAGGCCUUUACAACAUGUCAUGGACCGUAACAGUUCUUGAAAAUCAAAACGGAACCAGUUCAUUACAAUAUAUUAUGGUCACAAUACCUUCUGCCUUUGGAUUCCUUUCAUGUUGUUCAGCAUUAACUGUCUGCCUCUGCAGCAGGAGGAAGACGUCCAGAAACCAAACCCCGAACAGCAGAACAUUUACUUCGGUUCAAUACAACAUUCUGAAUGGGAUGAAGGUAGUUCCUUCACUAUUCCAAACUACAGCAAUAUGGAGGAGAACAGACAAGCAGGACGUGGAGGCAGCAGAGACGACCAGAGGAACAAUGAUUACGUCACACCACUCAGGAAACGACUGACCUAAAUACAUGCUCACUUCUUGAUUUGAAGACUUCAUCAAGAAGAAGAUCCAGUUUAAAAGAUGUAACAAUUGUAAUCUUAAACUAGGAAUUAAAACAUGCAGUCUAAUGUGUCUGUAGCAUAUAACCUCUGUUUGCAAAUUAAAUGAUUUAUGAUGUUUCCUCUAAAAUUAC